GCAAAGCGAGGACGUGGCUGGCUCUAGCUCUGACGUCCAUGGUCCAUGGGAUGGUAUCCAGGCAAUGCCUCUUUAAUUUUCCAUGUUCUAAGAAUCCAGAAGCGUGGAUGAACGUGAGUGAAAUGGUCUCCUUCUGGGGAUACCCCAGUGAGGAGUAUGAUGUGGUGUCAGAAGAUGGCUAUAUCCUUCAGCUAAACAGAAUUCCUUACGGGAGAGGAAAUGCUGGACGCCAAGGUCCAAGGCCCGUCACAUUUCUGCAACACGGUUUAUUUGGAGAAGGCAAUUGGGUUACCAAUUUGGCCAACAACAGCCUGGGCUUCAUUCUCGCAGACGCUGGCUACGACGUUUGGAUAGGCAACAGCAGAGGGAACACUUGGUCCAAGCGACAUCUGGUCCUGUCUCCCAAACGGGAGGAAUUCUGGGUUUUCAGCUUUGAUGAAAUGGCUAAAUAUGACCUCCCGGCAAUUGUAAACUUUAUUGAGCAGAAAAUGGGACAGAAGCAGUUAUAUUAUAUCAGUCAUUCGCAAGGCAUGGUGGCUUUUAUGGCCUUUUCCACUAUGCCUCAGCUGGCUCAGAAAAUCAAGAUGUACUUUGCUUUAGCACCUGUGACCACAGUUACGUUUCUUCGAAGUCCAUUUAAAAAGCUCGCAUUCUUUUCUGAUUAUGGGCUUAAGAUGUUUGGCACCAAAGAGUUCCUACCGCACACUGCCUUGGGUGAGCUGCAGGCACAGAGUGUCUGUGCCUGCUCAAAGACCUGCAAGAGCAUCUCGUCUAUGCUCUUUGGAUUUACCUGGAAGAACAUAAAUACGAGCUGAGUAGAUGUGUACACGGCACACUCCCCAGCGGGGACUUCAGUACAAAAUGUAAUCCACUGGUUGCAGGGAGUUCAAAGCGGUGCACUGAGAGCUUAUGACGGGGGGGAGAUGUAUAGCAGUCUUCACUAUAGACAGCUGCUUCAAAUGGCCAAGAUGGGUCCGCUGCUCUACAACGUGAAGGACAUGAAAGUGCCGACGGCCAUCUGGACUGGUGAAGUGGACUGCCUGGGUGAUCCCCAGGACGUUGCCCUCCUGCUCCCCCAGGUCAGGAACCUGGUCCACCACAAGGUGAUUCCCCAGUGGAACCACCUGGAUUUCGUACUGGAGCUCGAUGCAACCGAGGUUUUGUACCAGGAAAUCGUUGACAUGAUGAAGAGGCAUCCGUAA
This is a messenger RNA of Fulmarus glacialis (Northern fulmar), 1202 nucleotides long. Its product is annotated as gastric triacylglycerol lipase-like. The record is from RefSeq and is a predicted model, not a curated record. Gene Ontology annotation, biological process: lipid metabolic process. Gene Ontology annotation, cellular component: intracellular membrane-bounded organelle. NCBI's taxonomy places the organism in Eukaryota, Metazoa, Chordata, Aves, Procellariiformes, Procellariidae. Gene Ontology annotation, molecular function: hydrolase activity, acting on ester bonds.